AUGAUUAGAGUAACUACUCAAAAGGAUGAUUAAUUCAUCUACAAACCAGGACAGGACACCCCAAGAAAUUCUAAGCUUACUAAGGGAUUUAUCGGUUUUAUAGCUGCAAUCUCUAUGAUUGCUGUUACUUCAAUCAAUUAUUCAACAGAUUCAUAGCAAAGUGUUUUAGGCUUUGAGGAUAAAAUUGUUACAUUAUCCAAAGUUGCUUCUCAAGAUUAAUCCCUAGAUACCAUUAUUAACAAGCUAUUGAGACUUGAUAUUAAAGAUUGCGUACAAGCUAUAUAUGAUACUUUCUUUGAUCCUUAGAAUCUUUUGGCAGAUGAUCUGUGGGACGAUGCUUAGAUAAGAAUGUAAAACGUGCUUUAAGUUCCAGCAAACGCUACUCUACUAGAAAUGCUGCAGAGUGAUAGAACAUAUCUCGGCCGAGAAAUUGAAAAUUAUUUAAAAUCAAAGCAUGUUUCUAAUCUCUAUAAUGCUAUAAAAAUUGCCAAUGAAACCUUGUCACUCUCUAUCGAAUAGUAUUAUUAUUAAGGCUAUGCUGCGCAUUACUCUUAAUUUGGAACAAUCUUGACAGUUCUUUAAAGGGAGUUUGCCUAUAAUCUUAUCAAAGAUAAUUAAAGCAAAGUUUUACAACAUGACAUUGAAACCUACCAGAAAAAUGCCUUAAAUCUAUACGAAACAUUAUACAACUUGACUGCCUAAAGAUAUAAGCUUCUAGUUAAUUAAGAAAUAGCUAAAUAAACUAAUCUAUACACCUUUGUUAAUGGUAAAGUGAAGAGUUUUAUUGGAAGUGAAUCAUAAGACUUCAUCACUGAGUCAAGAGCUAAAGUUCAAUAUGAUAUACUUGUGAAAGAAGCUAACUAAGUAGUAAUAACAGAACUUGACAUCUUGAUUCUUCCAUCAACUAAAUGGCAUUUUUUCGUCAACAAGAAUUCCUCCAUUUCUUAUGAUCCUGUGCCUUUAAAGAAAGCUGUACUGUCUUAUUCUGCAAAUUUCGGCAAGGGCAUCUCAUAUGAAGAACUAUAUCCUUUCGACGAUGAAGAUCUCUAUAUUAAGCAUGGAGAUAUCAGCAUGAUAAAAAUAAGAGCUGGUUCAAUGGUUAACAGUCUUUAAUUUUUCUAUGGAAUCUAGACUGAUGAACUUUAAAGAGACUCGAAAUAUAUUUUUUUGGCUCCUGGAGAAAAAAUUAUCAAGAUUUUCCUCAGAGCUGGAGAUAGCCUAGAUGGGAUUGGCUUCGUCACAAAUAUUGGUAAGCGCUAUUGGUAUGGUGGUAGUGGUGGCUUUUACUAUGAAGCUGUAGCUCCAGAAGAUGGCUAUCUAGCUGCUGUGAGAGGACUCCAAGGAAAAAAUCAAACAGGGCAAAUUAACUUUAUCUGGGUUACUUACAAAUGA
Molecule: messenger RNA, 1392 nt
Organism: Stylonychia lemnae
Lineage: Eukaryota; Ciliophora; Spirotrichea; Sporadotrichida; Oxytrichidae
Source: the annotation of a GenBank genome assembly